This is a messenger RNA of Magnusiomyces paraingens, 5016 nucleotides long. RefSeq lists its product as uncharacterized. Gene Ontology annotation, molecular function: chromatin binding; DNA-binding transcription factor activity, RNA polymerase II-specific; zinc ion binding. The record is from RefSeq and is a predicted model, not a curated record. The transcript is spliced from 2 exons. NCBI's taxonomy places the organism in Eukaryota, Fungi, Ascomycota, Dipodascomycetes, Dipodascales, Dipodascaceae. Gene Ontology annotation, cellular component: Scc2-Scc4 cohesin loading complex. The coding region runs from base 1 to 5016 and encodes 1671 amino acids. Gene Ontology annotation, biological process: establishment of protein localization to chromatin; regulation of DNA-templated transcription; replication-born double-strand break repair via sister chromatid exchange.
AUGAACGGUCAAAAUUCAAACGGUUCAGUUCCGCAGCUUUUGUCGGCUGAUCAACAAUUUUAUCAUCAUCAUCAACAACAACAGCAGCAGCAGUUACAGAAUCCUCGGCAAGUCCCAGUGGUUUCUCAGUAUCAACCUCAGUUCCAGCAUCAACCAUUAGAUUCUUAUCCACAUUAUCAGCAACAACCUCUCCCUCCUCCUCUCCAGUCAAACUUCCCUAUACAAGAACCUCCAACUUCUCAAAGAAACAAUCAUAUAAUACCUGCUCAAAAUGGAAUUUCAUCAACUUAUCCUGGCCAAGUAACGUUACCAUCACAGCAUAACCCGAGUCCUGAUUCUUCUUCAACCCCAGUGCCCACCAUGGUCCCCGUGACUCUCCCCUCCCAUGUUGGUGUGAUUUCAGCAACACCUGGUUCUUCUCAACUAUCAAAUCAAUCUCCUCCAGCUUUAUCUUCUACUGCUUCAACAUCAUCAUCAUCAUCUUCUUCUUCUUCUUCUUCUUCUUCUUCUGCGAGACCUUCCAAAUCAUCCUCUAGUCGUAAGACUAAUUCAUCCUCGUCUUCAACCCCCACAGGAAAUCCACGUGUUUCUCAACGAAUUCCAAAAUCAUGCACUGGCUGUGCUAAAAGGAAAAUCAAAUGUAACAAGGAAAUCCCGUGCAAACCUUGUCUGGACCGCGGAGAAGGCCAUUUAUGUGCCCGAGAAGUUGUUGUUGUCAAGGGUCUUCUUCGGAACCUCGACGCACAUGGCAAUGCUAUCACAACACCCGGUGCUACUACCACUACCACAACUAUUACCACCACCACCACUACCAGCAGUAAUGGCAUUCAGGGUCCUAUUGGACCCUCUUCGAAUAGUAACAAUAAUUCUGCUAUCAAUACUGUUAGAAAAGAAACUUCCACCCAAUUCAUGCUACACCAACAACAACAGCAACAGCAACAGCAACAACAGCAAUUCCAACAACAACAACAACAACCUUUCAACCAACCUCCGCAACAAAUACAACAAUUCACUCAAGUACCGCAACAGGUCCUCCCUUCUCAACAACCCCCAAACAUUCAGCAACACCAGGAUUUCGAUCUUUCACCCGAUCAGCAGCCUUCUCUUCCGGUACAACAACAACAACAAACUCCAUAUACCACCUCCGAGUACCAGCAGCCUGCAGUAAUUAUCGAAUACUCACCUUCUGAAUCGUCGAUAUCGCCACCUGCACCAAAUCCAAUCGAUAACGCAACCUUCCAGGACUUUACAGAUGCAUACAGAGUUAAACCAAAAGUUGAGGAACCACAACCACAUUUGUCACAGCCUCAGCAAAACAUCCAGCAACCAAUAACAAACUCAUCCAGCAACCAACAACAACCAUCUCUUGCUUCAACACAGCUAAAACUAAAAACUCUUGAAAAUGAAAAUAAAGACCUAAUGAACCAAGUGGCCUGGCUUCAACACCUGGUCGCAAAUAUGCAUAUCUCUUCCGCAUCAAACAAUGUUACCUCGACUUCCUCCCCUACUCAAUACAAUACAAACUUUGGGUCCACAAUGAGCCAGAGCCCCACUCAUCUUUCUCCAUUUAGCAACACCUCGACGUCCAAAUCUAAUUCUCCCGAAGAGUCAAUCAGCUACGAGACCCCUCACUCAACGGCUGCACUGCCGACUCUGCCAGCACUAGAAAAUAGACAUGCCAUGCCUAACUCGCCUCCAGGGCCGCUCGCAAACAAUACCCCCAUUUCGUCAACAGCAACGGCCGUAAACAAUACUUAUGCUGAUGUCAUCCAAGCCAUCACUGUUGGAAUAGUAGGUGAUGAUGACUCGGUCACAAAAUCCAAAUCUUCUGACAUCACCAGAGCUGAAAAUAAUCCAAAAACUAUGUCUAAUGGGAAAUCUACCAAACGUGCAAAAGUCCCACAAUGCCAAAGCAGCUGCUGCUCAAGCCAUGACCAUGGAUCCUCUAACAAUCAUCAAUCGUUUGAUAACUUUGUUCCUGCGCUUUCAAGGAAACCCCUCACCAUGCGCGAUAACCAACUUUCAUGUCCGUCUUGUUCCGUCGGAGAAAUGAGCCACUGCUUUGCUGCACGGUUGCCAUUUUCAGAUGAAUCCCAAGUUUCCAAAAUCCUAUACUCCCUGGCCUACGACAUGGCUCCAAUUUCACAAAAAACAUCCACAGUGCUAGUUAACCAUGCGCUUGAAAACCUUAACUUUAUGCACUCGGCUAUCCAUCCUCCCUCUUUCUAUCUCGAGCACGAGUACUUUUGGAGUAAAUACAAUAGCGACGAUCCUGAGUCUCUCUUUUUAAACCCAAAGUUUGAUAAAAACAGAGGACAAUACCUGUGGUUAGCCCAAUGGUACGCCGUCAUGUGUCUUGGUUGCUUCUUUGCAGAUAGGAAACUAGGAAGAGCUGCAGGACUCGACCCUAAACUGUUGCAGGUUUUACCCCACAAACUUUUUGCCGCUUCGUUUGAGUGUCUCCAUCGUGGCGAAGUUUUCAAAUACCCAGAUAUUAGAGCCCUACAAGUCCUUGCUGUUCUGGGUCCCUGUUUCCAGGCCUUUGGCGCAAUCAAUAUGCGCAACGCAUAUCUCAAUACCUCCAUAUAUAUUGCUCAAAGAUUAAACAUUGACAAGCUUGACGAUGAGGCCAUUCUCAAUCUGCAAAUGCGAUCAGAUUUUACAGACCCUGACUCUUCAACACGUUUCUUAGAUAGAGAAAUGGGCCGCCGCAUUUGGUGGGCAACUGUUAUUGCCGAUUGGUCCGAUAACACUGGCCGGUAUUCAGUAAUUCACCCGUCUUCAUUCACAACCGUUUUUCCUGCAAACCUUGAUGACCAAGCAUUGCUGGAACUUUCAGAUGACUAUAAAGACUCAAAUGCUGCUAGCAAACCCCAAAAUGGUCGCCCGUUACCAUAUACACAAGCAAAACCAAUAUCUGAACAUACAUCAGUCUCAUUCCAAUUGAUUCAAGCAAAACUGGCUCAAACAAAACGAUUUUAUUAUGCUAAUCCCAGCCAACAAGUUCUUGCAAAUCUCGAACAAGCAAACAAUGAACUCAAUAUCCUUGAAGCAUCUAUUCCCUGGGCAAUAUUCCCGGAACGAAGCUUCAAUGCAGGCGCCCCAGUCAAUCCACACUGCUCAGAAAUGUCCCUGCGAUUCCAGCGAUACUUGAUUGAAAUCUCAAUCCAUUUCGAGCGCCUCACAAUCAAUCGCAUCAUGUCCAUCUACAUGCCACAAACCGAAUGGAACAAGUCGUGUCGAGCAGUAUGCUUGGAAAGUGCGCGCAGGAUUCUAGCUGCAGCUGCCAUUCCUGCUUCUCCAGCUAUCCCCUUUGAGUUUAAAAAGCACCCCUCAGUCACAGGCAACGCCAUUGCUGCUGCGGUCUACGUGCUGCUCGAUUUGCUGGACCUUAGCCAUAGACAGCGCAUUUAUGCGAAAUCACAACGCACACAGCAUCACUAUUUCGAUGCUACUGAUGGAAUCAGCCCUCCAUCUACCUCUUCAGGCAACCACCAACCUCAUAAACCUCGGCCUGUUGGUCUUGAUCCCGAGGUCAUCAAAGAGCGUCUUUGUUGGGUCGAAGAGUUUUUGCCUGUGCUAGAAAAGUUACAGGCUCUGCAUCCACAGGCCAAGCGCGGUGCAGGGAUAAUCCGCAAGCUCAUUGCAAGUGUACAUGGAAAUCGUCUUGAAAAUAACGUUUCAAAGAAACGCACUAAAGGUCGCCCCCGUCGUCGUUACAAGGUUGGCGAACGAUGGUAUAAUAGCGACAAUGAGACGGAUGAGGAGGGUGAUACCGAUUUAAGUGGAAAUACAAGCUCUAAAAAUGGCUAUGGAAAUGGCAACAACCACGAUGGUGAUGGUGAUGACGAUGAUGAUGAUGAUGAUGACACUGAUGACCGGCCUCCAACACUUUACGAGAUUGUCCAGCGGCUAUCAAUCCUGCCGCUGGUCAGUGCGGCACCUUCUCGAAGCAGGAUGAGCCAGAAUAUGCCGCCGCAGCGUUCUAACACCCGGAAUCAAACUUAUCAGUCUGGCCAGGCUCUGUCCAACCCUGUAACGCGAGCCCCGCUUCCUGCACCAAAUUCUGUGCAAGCGACAAAUAACUUGAUAAAUGGGCAACAACCAUAUGUGUCCGCUCAACCACCACCACAGUUGCAGUCGCAGCACCAGCAGCAACAAGUUUUCUCAAGCACGCUGCCACAAAAUCAAAUCCCCGGACAGUACUAUCCUCAACAGGCACAUAAACAUCAUUAUUCCCAGCCUGCAGGCAUCGCCCCAUUGCCUCAAGCCUCCACUCCUUAUACACCCCAGAACUAUGUUCCCCAAACCAAUAUCACUCAUCAGCAAGGUACCAAUGGGGUUAUUUCUGGAACCAAUAUCCGAACAUACCACAUGGCAGACACGCCGUACGGUAGCGGGCCCACGCCACUGCAGCACCAGCCUCAGCAGCCAUACCAGCAGCCAGGAGCCUUUGACACACAAGCACAAAACCUUAGCCAGGUGCUACCGUACAUGUCUGCAAACAUGCCGGGUGCUUUGCCUGCCGUGUCUCUGGGGCCUGCCCCGCAGCAGCAGCAGCAGCAGCAGCAGCAGCAGCAGCAACAUCAUCACCAACAACAACAACAACAACAGCAGCAGGCAUUGCCAACGCAAAACGGAUCCCAAUUUGCGCAUCACCAGGCCCAGCAGCAGGUGCAGUACGCACAAGCGGCGUCUGCAACUGGUAUCCCACAGCGCACCGGCAUGUCCAGAUCUCAAGGCCCAGGAGUACCUCAGGGCCCAGGCGGACCUGCAAUUGUUACUGUGACUGCGGCAUCUGGAGUAAUGUCAGGCGUUGCUACAGCUACCGGACUUCCAAAGCCUGUUCCGUUUAGCCACACGGACGUGACGACUGAAGACUUGGAAAUUAUGUGUGGGCUCAAUAAUCAGGAUUGGUCAAGUUCGCUGAGUAACUUUAAUGGUGAUUUUGAUUUCUCGCUCUCGACGCUUAACCAGCCCCCUAAAGACUGUCCGGAUGAUGUUGAACCAUUUUGA